Aspergillus wentii DTO 134E9 is the source of this 1269-nucleotide messenger RNA. Its product is annotated as putative NADH-ubiquinone oxidoreductase 21 kDa subunit. The record is from RefSeq and is a predicted model, not a curated record. The transcript is spliced from 3 exons. The coding region runs from base 178 to 813 and encodes 211 amino acids. Lineage: Eukaryota; Fungi; Ascomycota; Eurotiomycetes; Eurotiales; Aspergillaceae.
UUCGUUGUAGUGGUUGGAAUCGGUAUAUCUCAGCGGAAGAAAAGUUGUUCCGUAACAACAUCAGCCGUCGACUCUUCCCUCGAGCAGCCAUGAUCCCGCUACCAUUCACCACACGAUAGAGGCAAUCUCCACUUCAAUCCAAGAACUAGGCAUCUCGGGGUCGAGAUCUUACAUAUCAUGGCUCGCGGUUUUCUUAAAGCAGCCAAUGCCGCAUCGAACGUGGUUGCCGUUCAUCAGAAAUACACUGUUCAAUCCACCGGAAUAUGGGAACGUCUUCGCCGCCUCCUUUCUAUUGAUCCCAACCGCUCGACCGGUAUUCCAUUAAACGCUCAAUACCGUCUUCCUACGCCUGGGGCUUUGCCUCCGCUAUCUUACGAUGAUCCCGUAACCAUCCCAGCGGGUGACAUUGCCGAUAAUCCUUACUGGAAGCGGGAUGUUCGGAGGAGCUACCCCAAGCUCAGUACCGUGAACCAGGCAGAUGCCGUGGGUCUUCUAAGCGUUGGUAGCAAGGCAGCGCCAAAGGAUGAUGUUCUGCAGAUUGGCGAAGCGGGCGCAAAGCAAUUGGUCGAUGUCAAGCAGCAGGGAGAGGAACGCGGCUUGGCUGCUCUCUUUGAAAAGAACCAGAAAGGUGUCCAGGGUGUCCUGAGUACCAGUGGCUUGCCGCCAUUGCCUUGCAACCUCAGUUCGUCGACAUCGAAGUAUGAACUUGGUGAUGACCAUGGCUAUCCUGAUGUGUAUGCCCCAUCGUCGCCCCCGGCCUUUUGGCGUUUGCUGACAUUUGUAAAAAGGUACCCUUGUCGAACUUUUGUUUAAGCUGUGAUAAAAUAGCCUAGAAUCAAUCUCAUUCUGCUUGCCCUACCAGUAUAUCUGUCUUACCGCAAGUUGUUCUUAUUGGGCAAGAUUGCCUCAGGGGAGGCCGCUGGUUUUAAAGCUCGGUGGAUAUACGCGUGCUGGCACCGUAUAUAAAUUUAUCUACGCGGAUGUCAUGUACUCUGUGUGAUGAUCUACCCCGUAUAAAGAGACUGAUUCUAGGAUGACUUUCUAGAAUACUAGUAUUCUGCCAUAUGGUGCAGCGGUAAGGCCCAGAAACGCUCCUCAGCUGUUGAGCUAUGAUACUCUGUGCAUCCUGCUAGAAUACACAGGUGUACAUUAUAAAAAGUAUAUAUGUACAAUAUAAGUCUUAUGGGAAAAGAAAGAGAAGUGUGCCCAAGUUAUUACCUACGCAAUGUAUUGCAGCCUACCAGUAGUUACAGCCUACUAUUAUCCAAU